Ceratina calcarata is the source of this 5233-nucleotide messenger RNA. RefSeq names its product O-linked N-acetylglucosamine (GlcNAc) transferase sxc (gene sxc). Gene Ontology annotation, molecular function: protein O-acetylglucosaminyltransferase activity; protein binding. Gene Ontology annotation, biological process: protein O-linked glycosylation. Lineage: Eukaryota; Metazoa; Arthropoda; Insecta; Hymenoptera; Apidae. The record is from RefSeq and is a predicted model, not a curated record. The coding region runs from base 431 to 3628 and encodes 1065 amino acids. The transcript is spliced from 12 exons.
CGUCGAGCCGUCUUACGUAUACGUGGGUGCACAGCACUGAGCACAGUGCACGGUGCACGUUAUGUUAAAGUAGUUUCGUACCGCUCACAGACUAACAUUCGUUGAGUGACUCGGUUGUUGGUGACUUCUUAGCAGAAUUUUGCGCGUAACAGUUUUCGUACAAGGGACAUUUGUAAGCGAUUCUGUAAUUAAUUCGCUGCGUGAUUUGCAUAUUACUGAAUUCUUGCUUUAAAGUGCCUGAAAAUCCAUGAUGGCGCAUGCUGUAAGGUCGUGCUAGUAUAUGCCGAUAUAAUAAGUGUCGUGGGUCGCGGAAUAUUGUUCCGAGGUACUAAAAAAUCCGGAAUCAUUCGCGGAUUCAACUGAUCGCGAUUCUGUUCAUGUGAUUAUUCGAAAUUUCUGCGCGCCGCUCUUAUACGCGUACUCAUUCUUUAUGGUGGCCAUCAUCAUGCAAGCACAGCAGCAGCCACAGCAGCAACAACAGCAGAAUCAUCAACAAAUUGCGGGCACCAGUGUCAUUCUCAAAAUGAACGAGAUACAACAGCUUUCGACAGUCGGGUUAUUGGAACUUGCUCACAGAGAAUAUCAAGCUGGGGAUUACGAAAAUGCUGAAAGACACUGCAUGCAGCUUUGGAGGCAGGAAACAAAUAACACUGGAGUUCUCCUAUUACUAUCUUCUAUUCACUUUCAGUGUAGGAGGCUGGAAAAGUCAGCUCAUUACAGUAGUUUAGCGAUCAAGCAGAAUCCCUUAUUGGCAGAGGCAUACAGCAAUCUUGGGAAUGUUUUCAAGGAGCGUGGCCAGUUACAAGAAGCAUUGGAAAACUACCGUCAUGCUGUUAGAUUGAAACCAGAUUUCAUUGAUGGUUACAUCAAUCUAGCAGCAGCAUUGGUAGCUGCGGGAGAUAUGGAACAAGCAGUUCAAGCAUACGUGACUGCUCUACAAUAUAACCCCGAUCUUUACUGUGUGAGGAGUGAUCUGGGUAAUCUUUUGAAAGCAUUAGCAAGACUUGACGAAGCCAAGGCAUGUUACCUGAAGGCGAUUGAAACACGUCCGGACUUCGCGGUCGCAUGGAGCAAUCUUGGCUGUGUAUUCAACGCCCAGGGCGAGAUAUGGCUGGCAAUUCAUCACUUUGAGAAGGCCGUCGCUUUGGAUCCAAAUUUCUUGGACGCCUACAUCAAUCUUGGCAACGUGCUCAAAGAGGCCAGGAUAUUCGAUAGAGCUGUAGCCGCAUAUCUACGUGCGUUGAAUCUCAGUCCCAACAAUGCUGUCGUACAUGGAAAUCUGGCGUGCGUUUAUUAUGAACAAGGACUUAUCGAUUUGGCGAUCGAUACCUACCGGCGUGCCAUUGAACUGCAACCAAAUUUCCCAGAUGCUUACUGCAAUUUGGCGAACGCGCUUAAAGAGAAGGGACAAGUGGUCGAGGCUGAGGAGUGUUAUAAUACAGCUCUUCGCCUCUGCCCGUCCCAUGCCGAUUCCCUUAAUAAUCUGGCCAACAUAAAACGCGAACAGGGAUAUAUUGAAGAAGCGACUCGACUCUAUUUGAAAGCGCUUGAAGUAUUCCCUGAGUUUGCUGCAGCUCAUAGCAAUCUCGCUUCCGUAUUACAACAACAGGGAAAAUUAAACGAGGCACUAAUGCAUUACAAGGAGGCUAUUCGUAUUCAACCGACUUUCGCGGACGCUUACUCGAAUAUGGGCAAUACACUGAAAGAAAUGCAAGACAUACAAGGGGCUCUCCAAUGCUAUACAAGAGCUAUUCAAAUUAAUCCCGCUUUCGCUGAUGCUCAUUCGAACCUAGCCUCGAUUCACAAAGAUUCUGGUAACAUCCCGGAGGCUAUUCAAUCGUACAGAACUGCCCUGAAGUUGAAACCAGAUUUUCCGGAUGCGUAUUGCAAUCUGGCUCAUUGCCUGCAAAUUGUAUGUGAUUGGACCGAUUACGAAGCUCGAAUGAAGAAGCUAGUUUCGAUCGUUGCCGAACAACUGGACAAGAACAGAUUACCUAGCGUACACCCGCACCAUUCUAUGCUUUAUCCAUUGUCGCAUGAAUUCAGAAAAGCCAUUGCUGCUAGACAUGCAAAUUUAUGCAUUGAGAAGAUUCAUGUUCUCCACAAACAACCAUACAAGUAUCCACGUGAGGUCGGUAAUCGCCUGAAAAUUGGAUACGUUUCGUCAGACUUUGGAAAUCAUCCUACUAGUCACUUGAUGCAGUCGAUCCCCGGCCUUCACGAUAGACAAAACGUCGAGGUCUUCUGUUACGCCCUCAGCUCAGACGAUGGAACCACUUUCCGUGCGAAGAUCGCUAGAGAGGCUGAGCACUUCAUCGAUCUGUCGCAGAUCCCGUGCAAUGGGAAAGCUGCUGAUCGCAUCAACGCGGACGGAAUACAUAUUUUAGUAAACAUGAACGGUUACACGAAGGGAGCUAGGAAUGAAAUAUUUGCUCUGCGACCGGCGCCGGUUCAAGUGAUGUGGCUUGGAUAUCCGGGAACGUCUGGAGCCAGUUUCAUGGAUUACUUAAUCACGGACGAGGUCACGUCGCCGAUAGAACUUGCUAAUCAAUACAGCGAGAAGCUUGCUUACAUGCCGCACACGUACUUCAUUGGUGACCACAAACAAAUGUUCCCACAUCUGAAGGAACGACUUAUUUUAACGGACAAAUUGAACAUGAAGGGUAAAGUCGCGGAUAACGUAGCUGUGAUAAACGCCACCGAUCUUUCUCCGAUGAUUGAGAACACAUGCGUGAAAGAAAUUCGCGAAGUGGUUAUGGCCGAUACCAAGAACAAGCCGGUAGAGAUCUCAUUAAAAGUCGCGGAACUGCCAACCACCACUCCUAUCGAAACAAUGAUCGCUUCCGGACAAUGCCAAAUGUCCGUAAAUGGCGUCGUAGUUCAAAAUGGAAUGGCCACCACACAAGUAAACAACAAGACGGCCACCGGCGAAGAAGUGCCUCAAAACAUUAUGAUCACAACAAGACAGCAGUACGGUCUGCCGGAGGACGCAGUUGUUUACUGCAAUUUCAAUCAACUGUACAAGAUCGAUCCGCUCACGCUUCAUAUGUGGGCACAUAUUCUAAAACAUGUGCCAAACUCAGUGUUGUGGUUGUUGCGUUUCCCGGCUGUUGGCGAACCAAACCUACAAGCAACAGCUCAACAAUUAGGUUUAGCGCCCGGUAGAAUCUUGUUCAGCAACGUCGCUGCCAAAGAAGAACACGUUAGGCGAGGCCAGUUGGCCGAUGUAUGCCUAGACACACCGUUAUGCAAUGGUCACACGACCAGUAUGGACGUUUUGUGGACGGGAACUCCAGUGGUCACGCUACCAGGCGAGACGCUAGCAUCUCGCGUUGCUGCUAGUCAAUUGAACACUUUGGGAUGUCCAGAACUGAUUGCGCGGACACGGCAAGAAUAUCAAGAUAUUGCUAUUCGUUUAGGAACGGACAGAGAAUACUUAAAGGCGGCGCGAGUCAAGGUAUGGAAAGCACGAUCUGAGAGUCCUUUGUUCAACUGCAAGCUUUACGCGUUGGGUAUGGAAAUGCUGUACAAAAAGAUGUGGGAGCGUUACGCACGAGGUGAAAAACCCGAUCAUGUGGCGGCGGUAGACAAAACUGAGAGAGACAAAUUGUUAGCGAUCGCGUCAUAAGAAUCAUGCACCUAAGUCUCUAAUUUUAUUUACUCAGCUUUAAUUUCGAAACAUCUGCUUUUCUUUUGAGGAGGAAUUUGGCAUUUAAGGCAGAUGCGCGAUAUCCAUUUUGCAUAGAUGCAAUUCUCUAUUCUCGUAUUUAAUGUUUUGUACAAUAAAUCAUUGGGCUUAGAUCACAAACGAUAAAACUCAUAAUCGAAGGAGCCAAGUACGUAAAACAAUUUUGGUCUGUUACAUCAUAUGAGUCAUACGAAAUAAUUAUGCUUACCUCUUCUGUUCACAUCACCGUGUCUUUCAUCCUAUUAUUUAUACGUAUAAUAUGUUAUGAUUACCAUAGGAUGCCCUCGAAGUGUUUCGCCGUUCGGGCGUUUACACUUGUCCUUUAUAAAGCUGUGCGCUUCUGGGAUUGGGAAUAGUAAUAUGUAAGCGAUUGUAACAUUAUUCUUUUGUAAUUAAGUAUAUCGUACGAAUCUUAGUGAUAAAAAAGGGAGGCUUAUAUCACGGAACGUGUUACGUUCAAUUGAGGUUACUAUUCUCAUUCGAAAGUUAAAAACGUUUUCGAAAAGUAUUCGAUGCGUAACUCAUUGACAGUGUUAAAUAGAUACGAAGACAGUUUUCUGAUAAAACUUUAUGGUGUUUUAAAGGUGUUCGUCGAUCACGUUGAAUACAGUUGUGAACGAAGAUUUAAAAAGACUAGCGAAAGAAGUUCGGAAGGGUAGAUCUCGCAUAAAAAUGUUAUUUACUAGAAGCUGCUGACAGAAGUGAAAUGCAAAUUGUAUUAUAUACAAUCGACGUGUAAAUAUUUUAAAAAGAAGGUAAUUCGUUAAUUAUUGCUUUAGUUCGAUAGUCGCGUAAGUUAAGGUUGAAAAAAAAUGUGUGAGGUAGCGAAGGACGUUGACUGUAGUAAACUGUAAUGUACGUCUAUAGAAUAAAAAGGUAAAAUGAGUAAGAACAGGUGUAAAUGAAAGCGAUGUGAACGUUACGAUGAUACGAAUGCCUCGACGAACUUGCGAUUGAGUAGGAUUGAUCUUUUUCGGUGAAAAUAUUAACUUGCAUCUUUUCUCAUAUCAGUUCUACACGGAACGAAAUGCAGAUAAUAAUUAUUUAAACAAAUACGUAUACUUGCUGGGAUUUCUUCAUUCGAAAGUUUUUAUACUACGCAAUUCGCAGUGGAACAAGCGAAGAUAUAUUUUUAAUUUGCAAUAAGUUCGUUUAAAGCUUGAAGAACUCGAAAUAAGUAUAAAAAGCAGCUUAUAAAGUCUCGUUAAAUUUAUUGUAUAUAUGACCUCAUCCGCCCACUAUGUGUAUUAUCAACAUUGCACAUUCUCGAUGAUGAAUAAUUGUCCCCAUUGCGCACAAUUUACAUCAGAGAUAUACAAUGUAAGAAUAGACCUCGGAAACCCAAUAUUUGCUAAUUUUUAUUUCACACGUAAAAACAACAACAAAUGUGUCGAAGAAUGAGAUGCUACUGACGGUAAAGAGCGAAAUGUGAAAUCCGUACUUUGAUUUUUAUAUGCGACGUAGAGAGCAUAAAUUGUAGGUUUACAUUGAUUCAAUAUCCGAAGAAAUUUGGAAUAAAUUUACCAAAGUGGAAAUACUUCGUAA